Verticillium alfalfae VaMs.102 is the source of this 4323-nucleotide messenger RNA. RefSeq lists its product as hypothetical. The coding region runs from base 1 to 4323 and encodes 1440 amino acids. Lineage: Eukaryota; Fungi; Ascomycota; Sordariomycetes; Glomerellales; Plectosphaerellaceae. Gene Ontology annotation, biological process: tRNA methylation. Gene Ontology annotation, cellular component: cytosol. The record is from RefSeq and is a predicted model, not a curated record. The transcript is spliced from 8 exons.
AUGGAUGCCACGCUGGAGCGCCCAAUUCAUGAGAAUUUCAUCAACACGCAAGACCUAGUAAAAUGGGUGGAGGGACAACCCGAUGAUGUUCGCAUACCCACCGCUCAGAGCAUAUUUGAUGACCUCUUGGCCAAGUCCUCCCAGCUGAAAGCGACAUCCGGCAACUCGUGCGUCAAGCUCUGUGGUUUUGUGGCUCAGUGCACAAAGUCUAAGCUUCCUGAGAUUCAGCAAUGGGCCUACACAGAAGAGAUGAGCUUGAAGCUCUUCAAUUUCUUCAUCGAGUGGAACGAGGUGGAGGCGCAUAGACACCUGAGGCUUGUGUUGGACCUCCUCCCAAGUCUCAUCAACCAGAACCACGAUUCAACGAUAGGAUCUGCAGUCAAGUUGAACAUCUUGGAUACCCUGGUAUCCAUCGUCGGACCCAAUUCCUCGAGACCUCUGGUCAAGUCGUCCAUGAAGGCCCUGGAUCAGUUUACCUCCAAGAGGCUCUUCUCUGUCGAGGAAAUUGGACAGAGCUACCGCAGAGUACACGCACAAACUGUCUGGCCAUCAGAUCUGGAUCUAUGGCGGGCAAUAUUUGCACAGCUAUUCCAUCGCAUGAUCACUAUGCGCGCCAACGCGGGCAAGCUGGUCGUGACGCUCUACCAAGCCCUGCAAAAGUCAAAGGGCGAGAUCGGCCAACAGUUCACCGUCCAAGUAUGGCUCGAAUGGCUUCAGGAAGCUCUAACGAGGGCACCCAUGUUGCUGGAUAGCGUCAAAAACUAUGUCUUCCUCCCUGUAUUUAAGCAGGACCGCGCCGGGUCUCUGCGGUUCCUGGAGAUUAUGAAAGAGCUGGAUCCGGUUUCGGUGACGAGUGAAGACGAUGAUGAGGAGGUCAAUGUCCAGGCUUUGCUGAGGUUCAAUGCCUUGGAAAUUGGAAAGAAGGUCGGAAUCGUGGAUGAACCUGGUGGCGUCCCCUCGGAAACCAAGUCUGCAGUCGUUCUCGAAGAAGCUAUGCUUCACAGCGUGUUGUCCCACCCAUCGUCUGAAGUUCGAUCGCUGGCGUUAUCGCUCAUCAUAUCUUCAAACUCAACAACUAGGCCGUUCUUUGAGCCCUCACUCCGUCUCUUGCAGACGCACCUCCCUCACCACUUCUCCGAUCCCAGCGCUAGAUUCCGCAUGGAGCUUCUGAGCAAAGUCAAGGCCAUGUACCGGCGCGCACGAGGCGCCAUCCCUCUCCUUCAAAAGGCGCUUCAUCGGGUCGACACAGCGCCAUCAAAAACAACGCCAAAGGCAAACAAAAUCAAGGUUGGCACGUCUGCCGAGGAGGCAAUGACGUGGCCAAAGGAAAGGAUCGAGAACGUCUUGGCUCAGCACAAGGAUUUCGUCGCGUGGUUCUUGCGAUUCCUCAAGUCAGAGCUCAUUCCGACAGCUUCGUAUCAGCGCCACUUCUCUAUCCUCCGCGCCACACUCUUCAUCAUCCGCAUAGAGCUGGAUGACUCGAAAGUCUGGGAAUCCAAUGAGGAGGAGGUUCCAUUCUUCAGCACAUUUGACACCACGUGGACACGUAUACUUUUUGACCUGGUCAUGGACGCCUUUGAAGAUGUGAGGGCUAUCAGUAACGAGAUUCUGAUGGUCUUCUUUACCGAGCCUCGUUUCAAGGACACCAUCAGCCCCCUGGGUCAUAUAAGGACCGUCACCGAAUUCCUCGGACGAGCCGAAGAUAUCACACGUCGCACCGCGAGGGCUGACCACUCUGACGGCCUUGCUCGCUCGUACGAGCUCCUGAGUCGAAUCCACGGCCAACAAGAGGAGCGACUCCUCGUGGUAGCUUCGCUCGUGGAUCUGUUGGAGGGCAAGCUCUCUCUGGCAGAGAUUGAUCUUGGCAAAGCCGUUCUUGAAGCCCCUAUCUACGGCUAUUUCGCGUCUCUCCGCAAUCUCAUGCGGGCGAUGAUCGUGUCACUGAAAAGCAAAGCGAGAGAGGGCGAUUUGCGUCCAUCUGUCUCCACAUUUUCUGCCUUUGGACAGUUGACCUUCGAUCAAUUGACGAACUUGCGACACAGAGGUGCCUUCUCAACGGUGUCUCUGACUUUUGCCACGUGCUGCCAACUUGUGCAAUAUUCCGGAGGAAAGCCUGACUGGGUGCCUGAAGGCGAGACGCUGCUGGACGUCUGGUAUAGGGGAAGCCAGGAGUGUAUCCUCACCCAUGCGUCGACGACUCGCCGGUCGGCCGGUAUCCCUUCCAUGAUCACUGGCAUCCUGUCCGCCGAUGCUGAAUCCCCGUCUUUCGAUCGCGUGAUCGCAGACUUGACGGAAGUUGCGCAGCGCGAGGCGCGCGUCACCAAGACUGACGGCUCCAACCUACCCCAGGUCCAUGCUCUUAACUGCUUAAAGGACAUUUUCAAAAGCGCUCACCUUGCACAAAUGGGCAAGGUGGAACGGCACAUCCCCGAGUGUCUCGAGCUCGCAGCUGGCUGCCUCAAAGCCGAAGUAUGGGCGAUACGGAACAGCGGUCUCCUCCUUCUCAGGAGCCUGAUUGACAACCUCUUUGGCACAAACGAAAGCAAGACUCUUAUCGAGGCCGGCUGGGACGGAAAGGCCUCUCGAGUUCAUUAUCACAAGUACCCUAUCAUCCCAGUCGUGCUACUCAACCUUCUGCGUUCCGGACAGGAAGUCAUGAAGCCUAGCACCGGCACCAUUGCCGCCGAGUCUGUGUUCCCGGCGCUGGACAUUAUCCGCCGAGCUGGACCUCCUGAGGACUUGCGCGCAGAGCUGUAUGGCCUUGUCACUGAAUACCUGGGCAGUCCGGUGUGGCACGUUCGGGAGAUGACAGCUCGUGCUCUAUGCUCUUUUCUGCUGCAUGACGGCUGGCUGCAAUCCAUACAGGAGCUUGUGGAUGGGUCUGAAAGGCAACGGGUGUUGACGCAGGCCAACAGGUUGCACGGGGACACUUCUCCGUUGUUGGACUUGGUCCUCGACCUCUACAAAGAGGCUCCCGAGAUCUUCCUCCGAUGCCCCGAGGCACACGCAACAUAUGCUGAGAUCCUGAACGUCAUCUCUGCCUUUGCAUCUGGGACCGCCACCACGCCAGCCGAGGUUGCAGCAGAAGGCGCUUUUGCAAGCUAUGCUCACAGUGCCUUAUUAAGCGGCCAGAUUGCGGUCCAGGACGUCUACCAAGCAGCGUCGAGCCGUGACGUGGCUUUCCUGACGCUUAAGGCCAUCGACACAGCAUCGAGCAAGCCAGAGGCCGCGGUCGACAUGUUGGAGGCCAUCCCGGUCGUGUUUCAGGCCAUCACGAGUCCCGAAUUGGGCGGCGAGCUGUGCAACGUGUAUCUGGGCGUGGGCGCCCAGGCCGAGGCUCCGGAACCGCGCAUCGUAGCCCUGGAAAACCUCGCCGAUACGAUUGAUGACCUUCUGGAGCAAAAGCGUCUGGACUUGAUUCCGUCAGAUGCUAGCCUGACGGCCCUCUGGAACGAGACUCUCGCCAAGUCGAUGAACCCCGGCCUCUCCAACGCCGUCAUCCGUCUCAGUGGUUCCAUCGUGGCGACGUCAGCACUCCGUCAGGCCGCAGACGCCCAAGGUCAUGCUCUCGAUACUCUCCAGAACUGGACAGCCAUGAUUUCUGCUGCAGGCCAUGAAGACCAGCUAAUGAUGCAGCCGUUCGAUACGCGCUUCGCAGCGACUCAAUCCCUCAAGUCGUAUCUUUCUGCGUGCCCCUCUUCGGAGCCCGCCUGCAUGCCCGUGCUCCUCGCCCUCUACGACGCCCUCAAUGACGACGACGAGGAAGUCCGCGCCCUCGCCGCUCUCGCCUCGCGUCCUGUUUUAGCCAGCCAAACUCUGCUCCCGCUUCGCGCAGCCGACUCCCUCCUGCAGCUACUGCACUCGUCCUACAGCCAGCUGCCCGCCUACCAUGCCGCCGUCGCGCAGCGCUUGACGAGCACGUCCUCGGCGGCCCAGCAGCUCGCGACGGCGCUACACUUUGACGACGCGCUGUUCGCCGUCGAGGAGCAGAACCAGUACAUCGACGAGGUGCGCGAGGCGCAGCGGUGGGCGGGGGCCUACGAGAGCCUCCCUGCCGGCGUCGACGACGCUGCGCUGGGGGGAUGGGCCGCUGACGGAUUGAAGGCGCUGAAGGAGCACGUCGAGAAGGAACGGGAUGGGCCGCUCGGGUGGACGGGCAUGCCGGAUGCCUACGCCGUCUGCAUCCGGGUUCUGGUGGCCGCGAGCGCGGUCGUCGCCAGGCAGGGCGGGGAGGCUGAGAAGCUCAAGGCGCUGAUGGCGGAUCUCAAGGGGGUGGCAUCGGACAAGGCGGUGCACGGCAUGAUUCGGGAGUUGCUGGGGUAG